AUGGCAAAAAAUAGUUUGCGUGAUAGAGUAGAUGGCAAUGAACUUGACCUUAGUCUAAGUAACUUGUCUGUGGUUCCAGUGAAAGAAAUAGCAGCUUUGAAGAAGGCAAACCACUUAGACUUAUCUUGUAAUCAGUUGAAAGCUUUAAAUGACAUAUUUUCCACAUCUUUAACACAUCUGGUAAAAAUUGAUUUAAGUAAAAAUCAGCUCACAUCAUUACCACAUAAUUUUGGAAGUUUAAAAAACCUUCAACAUUUAGAUGUCCUUGGUAACCAAUUAACAACAUUACCAGUCAGUUUCUGUCAGCUAAUAAAGUUAAAAUGGUUAGACUUAAAAGACAACCCCAUUGAAGAACCAUUAAAGACUGUGGCAGGAAAUUGUUUAAAUGAUGCAGAAUGCAAGAAAUGUGCUCAAAAGGUGAGGAAGUGUAAAUGUUUUAUGUUGUCGGGUGUGUAA
Lottia gigantea (owl limpet) is the source of this 456-nucleotide messenger RNA. RefSeq lists its product as hypothetical. NCBI's taxonomy places the organism in Eukaryota, Metazoa, Mollusca, Gastropoda, Lottiidae. Bases 1 to 456 code for a protein of 151 amino acids. Gene Ontology annotation, molecular function: protein binding. The transcript is spliced from 3 exons. The record is from RefSeq and is a predicted model, not a curated record.